Molecule: messenger RNA, 1599 nt
Organism: Pseudozyma hubeiensis SY62
Lineage: Eukaryota; Fungi; Basidiomycota; Ustilaginomycetes; Ustilaginales; Ustilaginaceae
Product: zinc carboxypeptidase A
Exons: 1
Coding region: 1-1599 (532 amino acids)
Biological process (GO): proteolysis
Molecular function (GO): metallocarboxypeptidase activity; zinc ion binding
Source: RefSeq, a predicted model, not a curated record
AUGCGCAGUCCCUCCCUCACCGCGACAGGGCUUCUCGCUCUCGCCCUCGCGAUACCGACAACAGUCGCCGUACAAGCACCCUUCAACCUGCAAUACGAUCCACUCGCAUUCGCAUCCACCUCGUCCGUCGAUCCAGUCCACUUUGCCGGUCAGAAGGUUAUCCGAUUCAGCACUGAAAACGAUGCACAGCACAAGAAGCUGCUCGAACAGGCACAUGCGUUAGCGCUCGAUGUAUGGGGCGCUAAACUGGGUGCUGCAUGUGGAGCGGACUCGCAAUCAGCGUUUGGAUGCGUGGAUAUCAGGAUGGCGAGUGGGACGGCUGAUGAGGAUCCAUUCCGUGCAUUGGCGAGUGCAGACGAGAUCAUGGCCCAACUCAUGCAGCCUUUCCAGGAGAAUCUGAGGAGCAAGACAUUGAUCGAAGAUCUGGAUCAGCUUCUGCAAGAACAGUCCCGUAGCGCAGAGGCGAGCAUCCAGUCGGGCGGCAAGGCGCGAGAUUGGCACAAACAGUACCACAACUUGGAAGAGAUCGAGGCGUACAUGAGCAUGCUCGAGAACAGCUAUCCUGGGCACGUUCGAGUCGAAGAGAUUGGCAAGACGCACGAGGGAAGGUCGAUCCUGGCAUUGAAACUCGGCCAAGGGUUGCCAACUCAACCACCCCCUUCACCACCGCAAGAUCCGCAACCUCAACCCCCACCUCCCCCUUCCAACAUCACCUCUCUCGCACCCAAGACGGGCAUCCUCAUCACCGCCGGCCAACACGCACGUGAAUGGAUCUCCACCUCCACCUCUCUUUUCUUCGCCUCUGAUCUGCUCCACGCUGCUCUCGGCCCUCCCGCCAACGUAACUACGAUGAAGAAGAAAAAGUCUCGCAAGGGACGAAAGAAGAACACCUGGACUCGCUCCUCCGCACUCGCCGUACUCAAAACCUUCACCAUCACCAUCAUUCCCGUUUCCAACCCAGACGGGUACACCUACUCCUGGACGAAAAACCGGAUGUGGAGGAAGAAUCGGCAGCCGAACAAGUUUCCCUCGGGACUCUUCUGCAAAGGUGUGGAUCUCAACCGAAACUAUGGGUUUGCCUUUGCUUCUUCUGCUUUGGCAAGUCCAUGUUCGGAGAUGUACCCUGGAACCACUCCCUUCAGUUCCGCCGAAACGACUGCUAUCGGUCGUUAUCUCCAGGCUGAGGAGAACAACGUUCGCGCAUACUUUGAUCUUCACUCGUACGGUCAACUCAUGAUGUAUCCCUUCAGCUACGAUUGUUCCCAACCCGUAGCUGACGAAGAGGACCUUCUCGAGUUGGCAUUGGGAGCAGUAUCGGCGGUGAAGAAGGUUCAUGGAAGACAGUUUAGUGCAGGUAAAGUUUGUGCGGUUUACGCAGAGGGUGGUGGAAACAGCAUCGAUUGGAGUUACGCUAGUAGCGAACCCGUACCUGGAACAGAGGCAGAAAAGCGAAGGGUGAAAUGGAGCUUCAGUGUAGAGUUGAGAGACGGUGGUACCUAUGGGUUUCUCUUGCCACCAAAACAGAUCAUACCCGCAGGUGAGGAGGUCAGCGCUGGUCUCAGGUAUAUGUUGGACUUUAUCGGAAAGAAGGAACACUAA